CCAACCAGUGUUUACAAAAUGUUCCAUGGAUGUGACGUGACGUGACGUCCGGCAGUGGCGGCGCGGGCUGGAUUGAACAUGAGAAAGAUGUCAUGGUGAUCUUGAGAGAGGGUAUUUGUCCUGGGCUUAAUGCGGAUCUUAUCCAAGCCCUAAGAAAUGUGGACAUCAGAACAGUGGAGGAUUUGGUGUCAGCCAACCUUGAGGAACUGGCCCAGAAAUGCUCUGUAUCCUACAAGGCCCUGAUUGCUGUCCGACGGGUUCUGUUGGCCCAACAUGCAGCUUUUCCUGUCUCAUGUGCGGACCUGUACGAAGAGCUGCUGAGUUCAACUGCUAUUCUCUCUACGGGCAUUUCCAGUCUAGAUAAGCUAUUAGACUCCGGCCUGUACACUGGGGAGAUAACUGAGCUCACUGGAGGCCCGGGAAGUGGUAAAACACAGGUUUGUUUUAGCACUGCUGUGCAAAUCUCAAGCCAGCUCAAGCAUAGUGUCAUCUAUAUUGACACUAAUGGAGGAAUGUCUGCAAAUCGUUUACUUCAAAUGCUUAAAAAUAAGUCCAGCACAAUGGAAGAGCAGAUGGCCGCUCUUCAGCGUAUUCAAGUGUUAAGAGUCUUUGAUGUCUUCUCUCUGCUAGAAUGUCUGCAAAAUAUAAGAACUGAUGGAGUUCAUAUGGCAGGUGUUGGAGGUUCAGUGAAGGCCCUCAUCAUUGACUCUGUGUCAGCUGUUCUCGCUAAUAUGCUUGGAGGCAAACAAACUGAAGGCAUGUCUUUGAUGAUGCAAGUUGCGGGGGAGCUAAAAACAAUUUCUAAAGACCUUAACAUUGCUGUUCUGGUGACAAAUCAUGCAACCAGGGAUGGCAGUGGGCAGCCAAGAGCGGGUUUGGGCCAGUCCUGGGGUCACGUUCCGAGGACCCGUGUGCUCCUUCAGCGGGUGGAGAGAGCGGGUGCCGCCCCUGGCCUACGCUCCGCAACAUUGAUCAAAUCAUCUAGACAGCAAUGCCAAGUGCAACAAGAAUUUGACUUGGGAAGCUGGGCAGACCCUAAAGAAGUCAAGGCUGGGACAUCAGGCAAGAGAAGAUUAGAGAGUGACAGUCCUACACUGAAGUAAAUUCCACCUGGUCCUUUUUUAAACAUUUGAUUUGCAGUUCUUAUUAUGAUGCAUUUUAUUUCAUCAUCUUUCACCAACCACUUUGGGGAACAUAUUUUGUAAAAAAAAGAA
Messenger RNA from Engraulis encrasicolus (European anchovy), 1214 nucleotides. It is a transcript of the gene rad51d, whose product is annotated as RAD51 paralog D. Lineage: Eukaryota; Metazoa; Chordata; Actinopteri; Clupeiformes; Engraulidae. Gene Ontology annotation, cellular component: centrosome; Rad51B-Rad51C-Rad51D-XRCC2 complex; replication fork. The record is from RefSeq and is a predicted model, not a curated record. Gene Ontology annotation, biological process: telomere maintenance; reciprocal meiotic recombination; DNA strand invasion. The coding region runs from base 93 to 1103 and encodes 336 amino acids. Gene Ontology annotation, molecular function: ATP binding; ATP-dependent DNA damage sensor activity; four-way junction DNA binding. The transcript has 11 exons.